Molecule: messenger RNA, 2250 nt
Organism: Aspergillus versicolor CBS 583.65
Lineage: Eukaryota; Fungi; Ascomycota; Eurotiomycetes; Eurotiales; Aspergillaceae
Exons: 11
Coding region: 1-1893 (630 amino acids)
Biological process (GO): transmembrane transport
Cellular component (GO): membrane
Molecular function (GO): myo-inositol:proton symporter activity
Source: RefSeq, a predicted model, not a curated record
AUGUGUUUUCCUAACCCGGCAAUAUCUAGCAACCCCAAUCCGUUGAGGGACCGGACACCCGAGGAGUUGAAAGAGGAUGUCCACAGCUUUUACCAUCGCAAUUCGGAACUGGAAAAGGUGGUCGAUGUUAAGCUGCUCGUCAGUGGAGCGCUCAUAGCACAGGAUCCUGCGAACUUGGAGGCCUGUGACUUGACCUGGCCCCAAAAGCGCGCCAUAGAGACAGAAAAGACGCUGGGAUUGUUUCAGCAAACGAAGGAGCUCAAGACGACCAUCCUGACUACUGCAUGUGCAGCAAUUAUUCAAGGCUGGCAGCAAUCCUCCAUUAAUGCCAGUUCGCGUGGAUGGCAGUGUGACCUUAUCCCCUACACCAACACUUUUUUUGAGAAUGCUCCCGCCUCCCACCUCGUUGACGCCUUCGUGUCCGGCUCACGCACGUUAACAGAUCAUGGGACAUAUAUGGUUUCUUUGAUUGAUGCAGCACCUGGGACAUGGCUGAGUGAUCCCUUACAAGAAUAUCAGUACGGCCGGCGCCCGGCACUUUUUAUGUCGGCAGUGCUCUGUGCAGCCUGCGUCAUUGGGACUGCGCAUUGUCAUUCGUGGCAGACAAUACUGGUUUGUCGUUUACUACUUGGCGUUGGGAUCGGAGCGAAGGCUUCCAUUGCCCCUGUCUUUGCUGCAGAGGCAGCAGCAGAACACUUACGAGGUCGCCUGCUGAUGAUGUGGCAACUCUUUGACACGUUCGGGAUAUUUGUUGGGUUCGUCUGCUACUGGGUUUUUGCACGCAGCUGGAGAGGUAUUCUGGGAAGUGCUGCAGUUCCUGCAUUGAUGCUUCUCACCCUAGUGUUUUUGUGCCCAGAGUCACCGCGAUUCCUCAUCCGAAAGCGCGAGUACGCAAAAGCAUUCAUCAGCCUUCGCCAGCUACGAGGAACCGAUAUUCAAGCUGCCAAAGACUUAUACUAUAUUCACAGCCAGCUGCAAAUCGAAACGGAGCUAUUCCACGGUAAACCGCCAGAGCAAUGGUGGCGUAAAGAGCUGUACCAAGACGAAGUCGACGCACACUCAUUUUUCCAGAGGGUCAAAGCUCUAUUUACGAUUCCGCGCGGCCGUAGGGCCUGUAUGGCGGCCUUUUUGGUGAUGCUUGCGCAACAGCUUUGCGGGAUUAACGUUCUUUCCUUUUAUUCCUCGGAGAUAUUUCACAGUGCUCAAGAUCUGGGGCAGGCGAGGCCUGGCCAGCUUCGUUGUAACGAGCCCGAGCCACGGCGCAAUGACCAAGUUGCCUGGCUCAAUUUCGGCUUUGGGUUGGCCAAUUUCUUGUUCACAAUCCCCGCCUAUAAAUUUAUUGACUGGAGGGGUCGUCGGGUUCUUCUACUGAUUUCUCUCGGCGGUAUGUUCUUCACUCUGUGCGCAACCAGUGGCUUUUUCCGAAUUGAAAAUGAGAGCACGCGAAGAGGCUUGGUCGCCGCGUUUGCUAUUGUGGUCUUUACUUUCUUUUACGGCAUUGGUGCCGGUCCUGUCCCGUUCACCUUUAGUGCUGAAGUGUUUCCUCUGGCGUUUCGAGAGGUCGGCAUGAGCUUCAGCGUCAUGGUGAACUUCCUCGGCCUCAGCAUCUUAAUCCUCUUUGUGCCCAAAUUGACGAGUGUAUUGGGUGCAGACGAUCAUCUCGGGCAUUCGAAUCUUCUUUUUGCCUUCACGUGGGUCCCAAGCGGAACGGCACAGAUUAGCCUGGAAGAAAUGAAUCAUAUCUUCAACAUUAAGACUAGGGAGCAUGCAUUUAACCAUCUCCCGAAAUUUCUGAAGCAGAGAACCCAUCCACCGAUCCGUGAUCAGCCAGAGCAGGAUGAUGAAGAGGAGGAAAUGGGAAUUCGGUUUCGAACAAUGAGCAGGGCUGUUUAAACGGAAUUACUGGUAGAGCACUUGACCACAUAAUUUGACCCUGAAACGUGAAGUGAACCGCAGUUCAUGACAGGUAUAAUAAUGUUCCCUACGGAGAGGAAGAAGGGCUUAAUUAAUCACCUUGCAGCGGCUAGUUAGUUACUAUUUCUCAUGGUCUCUCAGCUGGACCACCGAUCCUUCAUGACUCUUUCUAGUCCCCGAAGAUGAAAGGUGUCAGAGGUUCAAAACCUUUGUGAGGCGCAAAAUUUCCAGAAAAUAUCAUCUUGGACUAUAUUUCAGUACUAGCGAGCAUAUAUAUAUGUGUGUGUGUGUGUGUGUAUUAAGGAGGCUCUCUGUUCUCCUGAAUACUGCUUUGCG